Paramacrobiotus metropolitanus is the source of this 1010-nucleotide messenger RNA. RefSeq lists its product as uncharacterized. NCBI's taxonomy places the organism in Eukaryota, Metazoa, Tardigrada, Eutardigrada, Parachela, Macrobiotidae. The transcript is spliced from 2 exons. The record is from RefSeq and is a predicted model, not a curated record. The coding region runs from base 232 to 681 and encodes 149 amino acids.
CUUUAUUAUUGUCAGACUUGUUGCUGUCUUUUUUGGUAUUAACUGGUCACAAAAUUUGGAGUUUAGUAUAAUCCCUGGAUUGAGGUUUUGUUUGAGAUUUCUGUAAGAUACUGCAGGACAACCUGGAACAGUAACACGCCAGCUGGCUGUCCGAUUUCUUGCCAGGUGCUCAAAUUCUGAUCCACUCUCCCGAUCUGUGUUUUCCCAAAUCCGGCGCAUUCUGUCUUUGCCAUGAAUCAGCGCCUGCUCCCGGAGCCGGACAGCCUGGCGGAAUUCGAGAAGCGCCUGGUGGAUCCGCUGGCCGAUCCGAAGCCGCGUGUGCCGCGCAGCCUGCAGCUAGCCACCGUCAACGUCCAACUGGCCCCCCUCGACUACUCCCGCAAAUCAUCCCUGCCGCGCUGCGUGCCCACUGGUGGUCGCACGUCCUCGCAACUGCAGCGCGCCGACUCGCAGACGGUAUCCACCAACACCACCCUCCUCAUGGCCGAUGUCUCCUUCGACCCGUACGCCAACGCCACACCGUCGCCCACAUUCGACGAGCACCUGUCUGGCCAAUCAGCUGCAGAUCCACCAGCGAAAUGGAUUCCUUCAGAUGAGAUGGCCGAGUGGAUUUGCCAGCGCAAGCCGUUCACAAUUGCAGAACUGUUCCUGUUGUACCGGUAUUUUAGCAGCAAAGAGUGACGGUAUCCCGUUCUUCAGCUCUAUAGUCAUAUUAAAGUUGCAAAUUAGUUGCUCCAAGUUGGAAGUUUUGUUCAAAGAGAGUGGGUUUUUCCUGGAGUUUUUGUUUAAUUUUUUGUGAUUUUCUGAAUCUGGUCUGUGCUUUCGGUGGGGCGUACGAAUGUCCUGGCGAAAGCUGAGCUGAGUCCUGCACCGGUUGGACAAGUGUUUCGGUUUUGUUUAAUGUACAGUGUGUUGCAUUUAGUGGUCCGGACUUUGUAGUUUUUUCUGUAUUUGCCAUGUUUAUCCGGCAGUACUGUGACUAUUUACUGUCACAGUAUCGUCCUGCCGGU